AUGCCUGCAGGACGGAAGACGCAUGUUCUCAUCACAGGAUGGUCGUCGGAUUCUGACGUUGACGAAUCGCCAGCUGCUCACCUGGUGGCAUCGGCCACGCGCUGGCCCUGGAAUAUCACAAGCGAGCAAAGACCAGGCUGCCACGUCAUCGUCACCGCUCGCAACAAAGCUGUCCUCGCAAGCAUGAGCGAGCUCGGCAUGAGCCCUCUCCAGCUUGACGUCACCGAUCCAGCGAGCAUCGCCGCUUGCGAGGCCGAAGUGGCCGGCAUCACCGACGGUAAACUUGACAUACUCGUCAAUAAUGCCGGCCGCACGCACACCAUCCCCGCCCUCGACAUGGACCUCGACGACGUCCGCGCCACGUACGAGGCCAACGUCUUCGGCCCGAUGCUCAUGUGCCAGGCCUUUGCCCGCCUGCUCAUCGCCGCCCGCGGCCUCAUCAUCAACAUCUCGUCCAUCUCGAGUGUCGUGCCCUACCUCUUCGGCGCCAUCUACUCCUCCACCAAGGGCGCCAUCAACGUCUACUCGCGCGCCCUCCGCAUGGAGCUCCGGCCGUUUGGCGUGCGCGUCAUGGUCGCCAUGACGGGCACCGUCAAGAGCAACAUUGCGAGCCACUUCGAUCGCGUGCUGCCUCCAACCUCCCUCUACCGCCCCGUUGAUGACCUCUUCCAGAAGCGGCUCACCUUUAGCCAGAACAACGCUACGAUGGCGACGGACGUCUACGCCCGCAAGCUGGUAACCGCCUCUCUCCGCGGCGAUGGUUGGCUCGGCGGCCGCGUCGGAGGCACGCCCGACUGGUUCUGGGCCGGCGGCAUGGCCCUCGUGGUGUGGACGUCGACCUUGAUGCCUGCCUGGCUCAGCGAGCGCCUUGCGGCCAUCUUUUUCAACAUGGCACGCAUGGGUAGGCGCCUGCGAGAUGCGGCGAGGGCCAAGAAGGACUGA
Molecule: messenger RNA, 942 nt
Organism: Drechmeria coniospora
Lineage: Eukaryota; Fungi; Ascomycota; Sordariomycetes; Hypocreales; Ophiocordycipitaceae
Exons: 4
Coding region: 1-942 (313 amino acids)
Biological process (GO): triglyceride catabolic process; phosphatidic acid biosynthetic process
Cellular component (GO): endoplasmic reticulum; lipid droplet
Molecular function (GO): triacylglycerol lipase activity; acylglycerone-phosphate reductase (NADP+) activity
Source: RefSeq, a predicted model, not a curated record